Molecule: messenger RNA, 1743 nt
Organism: Chenopodium quinoa (quinoa)
Lineage: Eukaryota; Viridiplantae; Streptophyta; Magnoliopsida; Caryophyllales; Amaranthaceae
Product: auxin-binding protein ABP19a-like
Exons: 1
Coding region: 333-959 (208 amino acids)
Cellular component (GO): cell wall
Molecular function (GO): manganese ion binding
Source: RefSeq, a predicted model, not a curated record
AUAAUAGUUAUUGUAUAAUUUUGAAUAUAAUCGAGAUUUUAAUAGCAAAGCUGCAUCUAAGGUCCUUUAUUCUUUGAAUACGAAGUACAAUUUUGACUUUCAUACAAAUAAUACAAUCAUGAUAUGAAUACUACGUAUUAAACUUGAACUAAGAAAAAGUCAAGCUGUUUCUCCCAAAAAAAAAAAAAAAAAGGUCAAGCUAUCCAUUUUUCCCUAUAUAAAGGGUACCUAUUGCCGCUAAGAAAAUACAAGAAACCAAAUACACAUUAUUAAAGUUAAGCUUUUAUAUCCUUCUAUCAAGUAUCCCACACCAUCUAUCUUUAGCUUUCAAAAUGAGAAACCUUUCACUUAUCUUCCUUUUCUGCCUACUAUCAUCUCUUUCACAUGCCAUAGAACUCGACUUUUGUGUCGGGGAUCCUAGUCUUCCUAGAGGACCUGAAGGAUAUGCUUGCAAAGAUCCUGCUAAAGUCACAACUGAUGAUUUUGUUUACACGGGUUUCCGUGGAGAAAAAACUCCCAAUAAUGUUUUCGGGAAUAAUGUGACAUUGGCAUUUUCAGAUGUGUUUCCAGCAUUUAAUGGUUUAGGCAUAUCUAUGGCCAGGUUAGACUUUGCCAUUGGAGGAGUAAUCCCAGUACACUCCCAUCGUACAUCAGAAGUUCUUCUUUUGGUGAAAGGUACGAUCAUUGCAGGAUUUAUUGACACAAACAACACUGCUUAUUAUAAAAGAUUAGAGGUUGGUGAUGUCAUGGUAUUUCCACAAGCCAUGCUUCACUUCCAAAUCAACGUAGGUAAAACUCCAGCUACCGCAUUUGUUAGUUUGAAUGGAGCAAACCCAGCACUACAACUUACUCCUACCUCCUUAUUCGCUGGAAAUUUACCAGCUGAUAUAGCCCAGCAAAUCACACUCUUGAGUCAUGAAGAAGUAAGGCGAAUGAAAAGAAUUUUCGGCACAGCGUAGCAAAAUUUCUUUCUCAAAUUAUUUCAAAUUUUACUACUUCGUAUAAUAAAUUCUAAAAGAUUGUAAUAAGCACGUGUAUAACUAAGCAUGUUUUUUCAAAUUAUCAAUUGUGAAUUUCCUGAAUUGAUUCGUUCUUUCUUGUUAUAUUGUACUCCGUAUUAUAAUAUACUUCGACACUUCGUAUGUAGUUAUGUACCAUGAGAAAUAGAAGUUAUAUUGUACUCGGUAUUUAAAAUCUUGUGAUCAAUAAAAUUUCCUCCCAUUACUUUUUGCUCUCUCUGGCUUUGUUCAUCUCUCAUCUUAUACGUAGAGUAAUUAAAGCAAAAAAUAAACUUAAGUAACUUUUAAUUUUUUUUUUAAUUCUUAGCAAUAUUAAUUUUUAUUAUUUUUUUUAUUUUUUAUGCAACCUAAGCAAUACUUCGUAUUAAUUAACUUAAUGCAAGAAUAAGCUCUUUUAAGCAAUAUAAAGUUCAUGUACAAAGCUGCUGUCAAAAAAAAAAAAAAAAAAAAAAAAAAAAAAAAAAAAAACAAACAAAAGUUCAUGUACAACCAUGCACCACCACCCCCAAGGCAUUAUUCAGGCGUUAGACCUUUACAUGGCAUUCCUGCUGUAAACCUUUAUACAAAAUAGACGGUACCUCACAUCUCUGGCUCUCUGCAAUUACGCGGGGAAUGGGAGAUCAAAAGGAUUUAACAAAAAUAUAGUUAAGGAAAUAAAUAAUUUAAAGUGUGUAUUGACAAACAUGAAAUAUUCUAAGUUAAGCAUAGUUUAAGAGAGAUCAAU